Aedes albopictus (Asian tiger mosquito) is the source of this 1225-nucleotide messenger RNA. RefSeq names its product palmitoyl-protein thioesterase 1 (gene Ppt1). Gene Ontology annotation, cellular component: lysosome. The record is from RefSeq and is a predicted model, not a curated record. The transcript is spliced from 4 exons. Gene Ontology annotation, molecular function: palmitoyl-(protein) hydrolase activity. Gene Ontology annotation, biological process: protein depalmitoylation; receptor-mediated endocytosis. Bases 201 to 1103 code for a protein of 300 amino acids. Lineage: Eukaryota; Metazoa; Arthropoda; Insecta; Diptera; Culicidae.
UGAACAGUGCUGACUCUCCUGAUUCGGCAUUUGCUAGGUAUGUUUAUUUACAUUUCGAUUCAUUAAGCAGCUACUGCAUCGUCCGUUCAUUACGCGUCUGGCAAUGACUCGGUAGAGAUCGACUUGCGCUUGGUGGAACGGAAUAAAAUUGUGAAUGUGAUAUACCUACUGUACCAAAGUUCAUAUAGUUUUACGGAAUCAUGAUUCGUUUUGGUGUCGCAGUGCUUCUCAUCGGAUUCGUCCUAUCAGGAUGUCAAGCCAGAACAUCCAAUGCCACCGGAGGACUUCCGAUUGUUAUGUGGCACGGAAUGGGUGAUACUUGUUGCUUCCCCUUCAGUUUGGGAGGUUUCAAAUCAUUCCUGGAGGGAGACCUUGGAGUGUACGUCAAGUCCAUCGAGAUCGGGAGCUCGAUCGUUACGGACUUCAAAAGUGGUUACUUAAUUCACCCGAACAGGCAGGUCGAAGAAGUCUGCCGGCAGCUGAAUGAUGAUCCUAAACUGGCUGACGGCUACAAUGCGAUCGGUUUCUCCCAGGGUGGACAAUUUCUACGGGCGAUUGCUCAGCGCUGUCCCACUCCUAAAAUGAACAACCUGAUCACCCUAGGGGGACAGCACCAGGGCGUGUUUGGAUUACCGGAUUGCCCCUCGUUGAGCAGCAAAACUUGUGAAUACUUCCGGCAGCUGCUCAACUAUGCUGCCUACGCCCGGUGGGUGCAGGACUACCUGGUGCAAGCGACCUACUGGCACGACCCUCUGAACGAGUACAUCUACAAGGAGUCCAGCACUUUCCUGGCCGACAUCAACAACGAACGGAUGGUCAACGAAUCCUACAUCGAAAAUUUGCAGAGCUUAAACAAAUUUGUCAUGGUGAAGUUCACCAAAGAUAAAAUUGUUCAGCCGAUCGAGUCGCAGUGGUUUGGCUACUACAAACCGGGACAGGAUCGUGACAUCCAGAAGCUGGAGGAAUCGGAGCUGUUUCUGAAGAAUCGUCUUGGUCUGCAGGAAAUGCACCAGAGAAACAAGCUGGUGUUCUUGGAGUGUGAGGGAAAUCAUUUACAGUUUAGCAAACCAUGGUUCAAGGAAAAUAUCUAUCCGUUUUUGUAAACCAAAGAGAAGGGUGAAGGGCGGGUGCAGUGCAUUCUGAUUUCAUAUAAUAUAAUUGUAAGACUGCAAUAUGCUUAAUACAGUUUCGUUAAUUGUGAGAAAUAAAGUGGCAUAAAAUACUA